Miscanthus lutarioriparius is the source of this 570-nucleotide messenger RNA. The record is from the annotation of a GenBank genome assembly. NCBI's taxonomy places the organism in Eukaryota, Viridiplantae, Streptophyta, Magnoliopsida, Poales, Poaceae.
AUGUGGGGCCCACGCGUCCCCAUUCAUCCCAUCUCUCUCCAUCCUCCAGCUCCGACGCUGACUGGGACCGCGGCUCGGGCAAGUGGCGCCGUGGAGACCGUGGCGUCCGUGCAACGGAGCGUGGACAGGGAGGCCGUCGUGUGGGUGCUGGCGACAAUCACAGUUUCUGGUUGCAUCGAGGAGCAGAGCAAGAGGCGCGUGGCCACGGCGCUCACUGCCGACACGCCGUUCAUGGCCGCGUCCGUGGCAUGUGUGCGGCGGAGUAGGACCUCGCUGGAGACGCGGGUGGCUGCGGCGAGGCUGGUGGAGUCGCUGCUUCGCAAUAUGGCUGUGGUCCCAGGCGCGCGGGCGGCGAUGGGGGAGUCCGAGGAGCUGGUCGGUGAGCUAACCCGCCUUGUGUGCCCUAUGGACGACGAGAAGAGGGGCGACGACCUAGACAGGAAGGCUGUGGUGGCAGGGCUGACGUGCCUGGCGGCCAUUACGGCGACGUGGUGCACUCGUGCCAAGAUGGUCCGAUUGGGCGGGGUCCCUGUCAGUGCCAGAGCUAGAGGAAGGAGAGGAAGGGGUUGA